AUGAUCAGAAACGUCUUACGAGACAAGCCACCUUUAUCUCGCGAUUCUUGUUGUGUCCGUUUUUUUGGUCUUGAAAAAUGCUCGUUUCUCUCGAUCAUCAGUACAAUCCUACUGCCAAGUAUUAUUGCAGUUGCAACUAUCAUUCUGUCUGAACACCAAUCAAAUCUUGCGCAAAAGAAUAGAGAAAAAGACAUAGAUCUGGCUCGUCAACAACGUGAACAAGAUUUCGACCUAGCAAAUCGAACUCGAGUACAAACACAUGAGUUGGAAGAAAAUCGUCGACGACAAGAUCGUGAACUUGCUAAUGAAAUGCGUGUUCAAGAUCUUUUAAUUGCAAAUAAUAUUCGUCAAGAUGGUAUUGUAAGCACAUUCAUUCGUGAAACCAGUGAACUACUCAUUCGCCAAAAUUUUUCUCUCGAUUUUUAUAAUCGUAUGAUGGUUUUAAGGCCUAAAAUCCUAACUGUUUUCCGCCAAUUAGAUGAUCCAAAACGUAAGUAUUUUGUAAUUCAAUUUUUGCAUGAAUCUCGUCUGAUUGUUACGGGUAAAAAUCCUUUGGAUAUGACAGGAGUUGAUUUGACUGGAGUUGAUUUUAGUAGUCCGUUCCGUCGUGAUGAUCGUCGCUCGCGAAUGUGGCAUAUUUCACUUGUUGGCGCCAUAAUCGUUAACGCCUCCUUCGUCAGUCGGGAUAUACGUCACUGUAACUUUACUGAAACAUUUGCUGAUGGAGCUAAUUUUACUGCAUCAAUAUUAUUCGACGUUCUUUUCUAUCAAGCUUCGCUUCGCUCUGCUACUUUUUUUAAUGCUGGUUUUUCAACAAGUGAGUUCAUGGGUGCCGAUUUAACAGGAGCAGAUCUAAGAGGACUAUAUACAGGAAUACCCGAUUUUGAUAGAGAUCCAUUUCCUUUUAUUGGUGCUAUUUUACCCGAUGGAAGAAAACUUAAAGGACAAAAUCUGAUUGUAGCAGGAAAUGCUGAAAAAGUCACAACUGGAUUCGACUGUUUUAAUUUCGAGAGGAAACCGUCUCUAGGAGAUAUUUUACCAUUUUGGAUUCGUGAAAAUGAUAAAGUGAUUACAAUGCCGUAUGGAAUGGAUGAAGUGCGUAAAGGAUGCUAUUUCACUGCAAAACCUUCGCAGAACUUUUCACGAAUCUAUCAACUUAUUGAUAUGAAACGCUACUCAAAGAUCAUACAAUAUGGAGAAGCCUAUUUUAAAUUUCAGGCUUACAUACGAAGUCCACGUAACACUAGAAGUUGUGCCUUUUUUGAAUAUAUGGACGAGAAACAUCUCCGACUUGGUAAUCUUUCGUUGAGUAAUGAAAAUAAAAAUGGCAGCACACAGACAGAUGUAAUACAUAUUCACCAAUCGACACGUUAUAUGGAGGUUCAGUUAAUUUUCGAACCGAACCAUAACAAUUCAUUGACUCAAAUCACGAUGAUGGAUGAUAUUGAAUUCAGAUUAGUUAGUCUAAGAGGAUAG
Adineta ricciae is the source of this 1476-nucleotide messenger RNA. NCBI's taxonomy places the organism in Eukaryota, Metazoa, Rotifera, Eurotatoria, Adinetida, Adinetidae. The record is from the annotation of a GenBank genome assembly.